AUGACUUCUCGUCUUGAUAGAUUACUCAAUCUGUUGGACAGUGGUUCACCUGCUGUUCGAUCCGCGGCUGCUAAACAAAUAGCAGAAGCAACAAAAUUUCAUCAAGCCGAAAUACCUUCUGUAUUGAGCAAAAUUAGUGUUUUACUAGGAUCAAGUUCUUGGGAAACACGUUCUGCUGCUGGUGAAGCAAUCAAUGCUAUUGCACAAAAUGUUCCUCUCUACAGACCAGAACAAGCAAAUAUUAAAAAGGAAGAAUUAACACAAGAACAACAAGUACGAAAUUAUGAAAAAUUACAAGAAGACUACCAGACACAACAAGAGAAAUUCCGUUUUGCCAACUUUAAUAUUAGGCAUGUAGUAAAGAAUGGAAUACCAUUAUAUGGUUCAAAUCUUGCAGUGCCCGAUGAGGAACAACAAAUUAAACACCUCAAACCUAAAGACAAAUUAGCAUUUCACAAACGUCAAAUUUAUGGGCGUCUAGGAUAUUUAUCAUUUGAAGAAAAACAAUCCUUGUUGCUUUGUGCAACUGAGAAGGAACCUGUAAACAAUCAUGAAGCUGAAGAAGUAAACAGUCAACCCCUAAGUGCAAAAGAAAGAAGAGAAAAAUUCAUGCAAAAACAAAAUAAGAAACAAAAUAAUCAGUCUAUUGAUGAACAAAUCGAGGAAGAUCAAAGACAAGCUAAGAAAAUGAAAACAGUCAUUACAGAACAACCACAAUCUGAAAACAAAAUAGUGAUUGAAAGUGCUGUAGAUACAUCUGAUAUGUUUGAACAUGAAAGAUGGCCAUUCCAAAUUUUAACUGAACGUCUCCUAGUUGAUUUGUUCAAUUCAUCUUGGACAAUAAGACAUGGUGCAGCUAUUGCAAUUAGAGAAAUUCUUAAAGUACCAGAACAACUUCAAUCUGCUGGUAAAUCAAUAUUCACUCAAAAUUUACAAUAUGCAAAUGAAUUGUGGUUAGAAGAUUGCUGUGUUAGAGUUUUGUGUUUAUUUGCACUUGACAAAUUUACAGAUUAUUUAUCGGAUUUACCAAUAUCUCCAAUUACUGAAACAGGAGCUCAAAUUCUAGGUUUAAUUUUCAAAUAUCUUAAUAGUGAAACAGUGAGACAUGUGAUUACAAAUUUAGUUAUUCUUAUGGGACAUGAUCAAGAAUGGAAAGUUAGACACAAUGCACUGCUGGGGUUGAAAUAUGCUGUUGCGCUUAGAACAGAGGCAAUAGAUGAAUUAUUUGGAAUGGUUCUUCCUGCCAUAAUUAUGUGUUUAUCUGAUGAAGCUGGGUCUACAUCUGCCGAUGAUGUUAAAGCAGUUGCUGCUGAUUGUUUGGUUCCUAUUGCUGAACAUGUUAUGAGAAUGGAUAGAAAUUAUGUGAAUGGUAUCUUUUCAAUUUUAUGGGAUUCACUUAUUGAUAUGGAUGAUUUAUCAUCUUCAACAGCAAGUAUAAUGACAUUAUUAGCUAAAUUAUAUUCCAUUCCAAUGUAUGAACUUGUUCUUGCAGAUAGAUUACAUUUAUUGGUACCAAGAUUAUAUCCAUACUUGAGACACAAUAUUAUAACUGUGAGAAUGUCAGCAUUGGAAACACUUCAAGAGCUUAUUCAAAGAACUGAAAUUACAGCAAAUUCUUGGAUUCUUAAAGAAAAUGUGCUAAAACAUAUUAUUGCUCUUAUUUUCCAAAAUUUAAUUUUGGAUCCUAAAGAAAAUAUAGUAGAAAAGUCUUUGAUUGUUUGGGAAGCUUUCAUUAGACGUAUUCCAGAAGAUUACCUCACACCGAUCAUGGCGAGAUAUAUUGGUGCUUGGGCUUCUUUAAUGUCAACUCCAGUUGGAAAUAAUUUUGACCUUUCAUUAAUGACUUUACCAGAAGAAGUUUACAAUUCAAUUUCUAAUAGAUGGGGAGCAACAGAUUCUCUUAAGAGAAAAUAUGAUGGAUCUAAAUCAUUGGAUAACGCAGAAAAACAAACAUUCUCUAUGAGGUUACAAGUUUCAGAUAUGGAAGAACUCACUUUAAUGAGAAUUGCAACUUCAAAGGCUAUUGCACUUUUUACCAUAUCGAUAACUCAACCACAAAAUUUGAACGAACUUUUCACCACUUUUGACUUGUUGUUAAGAUCAGCAUUUGCACUUCACAAAGAAACAGCUGGUAUUUUACUUCAAAAUAUUUUCCAAACUUGUGGAGAAAGAAAUGUAACAUUUAAUUUACCAGAAACGGGUUUAAAUCUACUUUCUCAAAUAGUGGAUACUGUUAAUUUGAGUAAUAUGGUUGAAAUUCAACAUUAUUUCACACCACUGGUCACUGAAUGUAAUUACCUUCUUCAAUUUUAUUCAAAACUUGGCUGGGAUGUUUCUUCUUUUUAUUCAUAUAAUCAAGAAGGUCUUCCAUCUCUGAACAUGUCAACAGCUGUUGCACAAGAUUUGAUUGGGAAAUAUCGUGAAUAUUAUGCUCAACAUUUGGUUGAACAUCCAACACUUCUUCAAGAAUUGGAAACUCUUGCUGGUAGAGUCAAGACAGCACUUGAUACUUACUUUACAAAUUGGUUACUCAUUCAAAAUAGAGCAUUAUCAAUUUUGUCAUCUGCUUUAAUUUUCCAAGGAGGUGUUCCACAAAAAUCAGUUUUAUCUAAAAUGAUGGUUCAACUUCUUUCAACUGUGGAAAGUCAAGCAUCAAGUUUAACACUUCAAAAACUUGCAUGUAAAUCCAUUGCAAAAAUGUUAAUUGUUUGUAAGGAUUUAAUACCUCCACCAAAUUCAGCCAUUGUAAAGAAGCUUUUAGAUCUCUUAUCCAAGACAAUGCCAAAAAUAACUGUACACAAGGCAUUGGAAAAGGAAAAUGCUCAACCAAAUGAAGAAGAUGAAAUUAAUGAAUUGAAAGAUGCAGCUUCUCAAGUAGAUUCUACAAAAGAUGAUCCUUCUCAAAUAGCACAAAGAGGUGCUUCAAUUUCCUUGAAUGAAAUUGCAACAAUUUUCAAGGAGAGGCUAUUCAUUGAUCUCGAACCAUUAAGAAUGCAUACUCUUGAUGUAAUUUUCCAACAAGUUGAUUUUAGUUUAUUGAAUAAGACAAAUCCUCAACCACCUGAAAAGACUAUUGUUAAUGCACUUCAUAUAUUGAGAAGUAUUGUUCCAUCAAUUAAUUCUCAACUCUAUGAAACAUUAUCACAUGUUUUGGGUUCAAUUAUUGCAAAUUAUGUUCCACAUCAAGAUAUUGAAAUUAGAAAACAUGCAGCUCUUACAAUUUCAGAAAUUUGUUAUUAUAUGGAAGAACCAGCAUUGAUUAUUAUUGUAAAACAACUUGUACCACUACUUGCAAAUCCAACAAAUGUUUAUUCAAGAAGAGGUUCAUCAUUGGCAAUAUUUUCAUUAAUUUCAAGACUUGAAAUGAAAUGUUUACCAGCAGUUGCAUUCUUUGCAGUUCCACUUUUAAAGAGAAUGAGCGAUCAAGAUGAUGUUACACGUGAAAUUUCAUCAAAUUGUUUUGGUUCAGUUAUCAAACUUUUACCUUUGGAAAAAUCAGCCAUUCCACUUAAAGGGCUUGAAAAACAAUUAGCAGAAGAACAUGAAUUUAUUGAUCAACUUUUAGAUAAUUCUAAAGUUGUUCCAUUUGAUAUUCCAAUCAAAAUUAAUGCAGAACUUCGUCAAUAUCAAAAAGAUGGAGUUUCAUGGUUAGCAUUCUUGAACAAGUAUAAUUUACAUGGUAUUUUAUGCGAUGAUAUGGGUUUGGGUAAAACUUUACAAACAAUUUGUAUGGUUUAUAGUGAUAUUCAUAUGAGAAAGAUUCAAUUUCAACAAACUGGUAACCAAGAAUUUGUUCAUUUACCUUCAUUGGUUGUAUGUCCACCAAUUUUACUUGGGCAUUGGGCUGAUGAAAUUUCAAAGUUUUGUCCAGAUUUGAAAUCACUUCAAUAUUAUGGUUCAGUUGCUCAGAGAAAAUUAUGGAGAUCUGAAUUUCAUAAUCAAGAUAUUGUCAUUCUUUCUUAUGAUUUAUUAAGAAAUGAUAUUAAGGAUAUUGUUGCUUGUCAAUCAAAUUGGAAUUAUUGUAUUUUAGAUGAAGGUCAUAUUAUUAAGAAUAAGAAGACUCAAAUUACCAAAGCUGUUAAACAAAUUAAGGCUAAUCACAGAUUAUUACUUUCAGGUACUCCAAUUCAAAAUAAUGUUUUAGAAUUGUGGUCAUUAUUUGAUUUUUUAAUGCCAGGAUUUUUAGGAACAGAAAAGGAGUUUAAUGCCAAGUACAGUAAACCAAUUCAAUCAAGUAGAGAUGCUAAAGCAAAUUCUAAAGAACAAGCUUCAGGUACAAUUGCUUUACAAAAUUUACAUAGACAAGUAUUACCUUUCCUUUUAAGAAGAGUUAAAGAAGAUGUUUUACAUGAUUUACCUGAAAAGAUUAUUCAAGAUUAUUAUUGUGAUCUUUCACCUAUUCAAUCAAAACUUUAUGAAUUUUUUGCAAAGAAGGAAAUUUCCAAAGUUUCACAAGAAUUGAAGAGCCAACAAGAAGACAAAACCAAAGCCAAGGAAAUAUCUGAAAAUUCACAUGUAUUUAAAGCUUUGAAAUAUUUGAGAAAGCUUUGUAAUCAUCCAUGUUUGGUAUUAGAACCGGAUCAUCCAAUGUAUGAAUCUGUAACACAAGAAAUCAAACAACAAGGAUUAGAUGUUAGAGAUGUUAAUUUAUCACCAAAAUUAUUAUCAUUGAAACAACUUUUAAAUGAUUGUGGUAUUGGAGCGGGUAAUAGUGAUGUUGAUAGUUCUAAUCAACAUCGUGUUUUAAUAUUUUGUCAAUUGAAACAAAUGCUUGAUAUUAUUCAAAAUGAAUUAUUUGCUAAAUAUAUGCCAAAUGUAACAUUUAUGAGAUUGGAUGGUGAUGUUGAAACAACAAAGAGAUAUGAAAUUGUUACAAAAUUUAAUAGUGAUCCAACUAUUGAUGUUUUAUUAUUAACUACAAAGAUUGGUGGUUUAGGAUUGAAUCUUACAGGUGCAGAUACUGUAAUUUUUGUUGAACAUGAUUGGAAUCCAUCUGCUGAUUUACAAGCUAUGGAUAGAGCGCAUCGUAUUGGUCAAAAGAAAGUUGUUAAUGUUUAUAGACUUAUUACUAGAAACACUUUGGAAGAAAAGAUUAUGGGUUUACAAAAGUUUAAAACAAACAUUUCAAAGAGUGUUAUUAAUAAGGAAAAUAGUAGUUUAUCAUCUAUGGAUACAGAUCAAUUGGUUGAUUUGUUCAAUUUUUCAGGUUCAAAUGGAACAGAUUCAUCAUCUGCUGCUCAACUUGAAAAACCAAAGAAAUCUGGACUUGGACAACUUAUGGAAACAAUGGAAGAUUAUGAUCAAGAUAAGCAAUAUCAAGAUUUUAAUCUCAAUUCUUUUAUGAAUAAUCAGAGCAAACAUAAAUAAAUUAUUGAAGCAUUCCAAUUUUGAU
Molecule: messenger RNA, 5392 nt
Organism: Naegleria gruberi
Lineage: Eukaryota; Heterolobosea; Eutetramitea; Acrasida; Naegleriidae
Product: TATA-binding protein-associated factor 172
Exons: 2
Coding region: 1-5367 (1788 amino acids)
Molecular function (GO): TBP-class protein binding; ATP binding; ATP hydrolysis activity
Source: RefSeq, a predicted model, not a curated record